This is a messenger RNA of Anopheles darlingi, 951 nucleotides long. RefSeq names its product RNA/RNP complex-1-interacting phosphatase homolog. The record is from RefSeq and is a predicted model, not a curated record. The transcript has 5 exons. The coding region runs from base 21 to 776 and encodes 251 amino acids. Gene Ontology annotation, biological process: protein dephosphorylation. Gene Ontology annotation, molecular function: polynucleotide 5'-phosphatase activity; protein tyrosine/serine/threonine phosphatase activity. NCBI's taxonomy places the organism in Eukaryota, Metazoa, Arthropoda, Insecta, Diptera, Culicidae.
UUUGUUUACGUUCCGAAAUUAUGUCGACGAAAAUUCCAGAUCGAUGGGAGGCGUACAGCCCGUAUGGCGGGCUAAUCGCCGAUCGAUUUAUCCCGAUGAAGGUGCCGCUGUCGAGGAACUUCACUUCGGUGCGACCUGAAGAUCGGUUUACGCCCACCGAUGCCAUUGCGCGGUUACCGUUGGGAUUGGUCAUCGAUUUAACUAACACCGCCCGGUAUUACGAGCCCAACGAACUCUCCCAAGGGGGUGUUUCCCACGUAAAAUUGCAAGUGAUGGGCAAAAUGGUCCCGAAGGAUGCCGUGGUGCGUCGAUUCAUUCAGAUCGUCGACGACUACUACCGGCGGCCAGAAAGUCAUGGAAGGUACGUCGGCGUUCAUUGCACGCAUGGCCUCAAUCGCACGGGGUAUCUCGUGUGUGCGUACCUCAUUCUUAAGUUACGCUACCGGGCCCGCGAUGCCAUCGACCUGUUCAAUGCUCGACGCGGGCAUGAAAUGGAGCGGCCAAAUUAUCUUGACAAUUUGUACAAAAUGGAAGGUACGAGCUUGGAGGUUUCGAACGCGCCACAUCACCGGGACUAUCGGCGACAGCCGGAAUGGGGUCAAAUGUAUCCUCAAUCACCCGGUCCAUCGAUGCAUCGGAAUCGCGAUUGGAGAAAUAAUCCGGAUUUUCGGUCGUCCGAACAUUCGUCAUCGGUCGAACGGCAGCCGCAUUGGAGAACUAAUCCGCCGCCACCUCAUACAUCGAGAUCUUUUACCCAACGACCUCCGAAAGGCUAACAGGUGCGCUCCUGCGCAAUCAGUAAGAAUGGUGAGUACGUUCGUCUGGGUACUCUCCGUAGAACUCCGUACAGUAGGCCGAGGCGUGAUGAUUGAUGAACUGACGAACGAAGAAAUCUUCUGAGCUGUAAUGCAAUUUAAUAAAAAAGUGAACUUUUGUAUGAAAUAAUUUCCU